Molecule: messenger RNA, 4823 nt
Organism: Sphaeramia orbicularis (orbiculate cardinalfish)
Lineage: Eukaryota; Metazoa; Chordata; Actinopteri; Kurtiformes; Apogonidae
Product: TATA box-binding protein-associated factor, RNA polymerase I, subunit C-like
Exons: 16
Coding region: 407-3469 (1020 amino acids)
Biological process (GO): transcription by RNA polymerase I
Cellular component (GO): fibrillar center
Molecular function (GO): RNA polymerase I core promoter sequence-specific DNA binding
Source: RefSeq, a predicted model, not a curated record
CUCCCCUUCGCCGUCGUCCCGGUUCCCACGUGUUUGACCGGAGCUCCGCUGCCUGUUUGGACCGGUUCUGCCACAGUUGGACUUUAUUUCACUUUUCAGUCGUUUCUUCGGUUCGUUCUCGGUGUUCGUGAACUUCUGCGCAGAUUGUCACGACGACGAGGAGCAACGACGACGGUAACGGGCGCUAAGCUAACAGCUAAUGCUAACAUGCGAGAACAUGACCGGACAUGUCCGAGUGGAGGAGGCUCCAGGGCGGACUGAGCAGCACAGACAGUCCGGUCACAGACAGUCCGGUCACAGACAGUCCGGUCACAGGCAGCCCGGUCACAGACAGUCCGGUCCGCAGGUUCAGAGGAGGCGGUAGUUUAACAGAAGGAAACAAAAGAAGGAACAGAAGGAACCAGUCAUGGACUACCUGUUCCCUCUGCAGCUGUUCCCCUCCUUCUAUAACUGCGGACCUCCGGGAGGACAGAAGCACCCCCCCUGUGUGGGAGCAUGGGGCUGCUACGAACAAGUCCGACCUCAGUUUCAGGUGGAUUCUGGUUCUGGUUCUGGUUCUGGUUCCGGGUCUGGGUCCGGCUGCAGCUUCACACCCAGGCGUCAGGUGAGCGGAGAGGCGUGGCAUCAGAAGGAGCCGCUGCCCCUCCCCCUCCUGCCUCCGAAGCCAGCGUUCGUUUUGCCGUUAAAACCUCCUGACCCCAUGGACUUCACCAAACAUAUGCAGAACUUCUACCAGGAUCACUAUCAGGAUGAGUUUGGUGUCAUGGGGGGGCUCCUGGGGGACUCCUUCUACCCACAGGACGCUUCUACACAGGCCUCCUCCAUCCCCAGGUGGCAGUUGGAUAAGUUCUUGGAUCUGCUUCCGUAUCAAACGUGUUCGAGGACGUACCGGACCGUCCCCGUGGACCUGCUGAGCCCGCUGCUGUCGGACUCGCUCCACUCCGUCCCCAUGGACCUGCUGGGAUCGCUGCUGUACGACGAACUGAGCGAGCAGCGCGACCGCCGGCUGUUCUUCGACGGAGCCACGGGGGGCGCUCUGGACUACGUCCCCGUCACAGAGGAGUCCGGAUGCCUGGUCUACCCCGGAGGACCAGGUCUGGACCGCCUAAACUUCCAGCAGGUGGAGAUGCAGCCAAUCAGAGAAGGAGGAGGAGCCUCUGAGUCCAUCACCACCAGGAAACCAAUCAGCUUUCAGCUCCAAGGCCCAGUCCGACAGAUCAGCUCCAGCAGCAUCCUGGACCAAAUUUGUGUGGUGGUGCGUUCACAGUACCUGUGCGGCGUCUGGAGGUUCAGCCAGUGGGAGGAGCCUCGUCUGCUGCAGGCGGUCAGCUGUGGACAGGAGGCCACCGGCGUCAGCGUCAGUCCUCAUGUUUUAGGUGAAGUCCUGGUGGCGACGGAGAGCGGCUCGGUCGACCUGUGGACGGUCGGACGAGGGAUGCAGAAGGUCCGAGCAGACGACGCCAACCUGUACUUCAACGCCAAGUCGCCAUGGCGAUGGUGCGAGUUCUCCGCCCACCCGAGGGUGAUGGUGUACGCCGACAGGACGGGGGCGGAGCUAUCGGACAUCAGGGUCCAGCCCACUUCCUGUCACACCCUGUUCCGCAUCAGUAAGGCCUCCAAGUGUCGCAGCGGAGAGAGGCUGGUCCUGAGCCGAUACCUGAGGGACGUCCACCCCUUCCACCACCUGGUCACCACGCAGCACUCGGCCUACAUCAUGGACGAGCGUUUCCCCUGCGUCCCCAUGCUGAAGUGGGAUCACAUGAUGCAGUCUCCGCCCAUCUUCUGUCACAUCCUCCCAGGCUCCGCCCCCUCCGCCCCUCAUACUAAGGUCCUGUUGGGUUCCCAGAGUUCACAGGAGGUCACCCUGCUGCAGUACUCAGGAGGUCGGUCCGAGGCCUGUUCCAGUUCUGGUCCUCCUCUGGUUCUGCUCAGACCCACAGACAGUCUACAGCAGCUGCCGGUUCAGAUCCCUCACCGCCGUGACUCCGCCUCCAGAAGACUGGCCACGCCCGCUGCAGGUCUGACGGGCAUCCAGAGGAAAGGGGGCGGAGCUCAGCAGCAUCUGUGCGUCCUCCAGCUGACGGAGGCCGGAGACAUUUUCUACCAGAUCCUCCAGAACGAUGCGCCUUCACAUGUGGAUGAAACACCAAGGCGAACGGCGGAGGAGGAGGCGGAGCUGCUGGCGUCAGAGCCGCUGGCGUGGGACACGGUGAGCGACGAGGACGUGAUUGGACCGACUCAGGUCUUCGGGUUUGUCCCUGAAACACCAGAGAGACGCCGACCAUCAAGGACCACCACGGACUCUGAGGGUUCUGGUCCAGAAGGGAGAGGGCGUGGCACCAAGGUUCAGGUCGUCGUUAACGAGAACCCCGACCCGGGUCAUGUGACCUCAGCUCAGGCCGAUAAGGGGGCGGGUCUUGCGUCCGCGGCGACACUGAGUGACGGCGCUCUGCUCGUCUGGAGGCGUUGGCUCCAGAAACUGUUUCUACUGGAUCACAAGAAGAAGAAGCCCCGCCCCCAAAACCUGCCGCACUUCACCGUCUGCUUCAACGGCAUCCUGCAGCUGUCAGUCAAACAGAUGGAGGAGAGGGCGGAGCAAGUGCAGAGUCUGAGACAGCGUCUGAAGGCGGCCAUGUCUGAACGCAGCAUGUUGGACUCCGCCCCCCAGGAGGCGCCGGUGCCGCUGCCCGACGGCGUGAGCGGCGAGCUGUGGGAGGACCAGCUGAGCCGACGCCUCACCGCUGCAUGGGAGGGGCCAGAGGCAUGGCGGUCGUGGUGGGAGGAGUCUCUGGGUCUGAACCGGGAGGAGAAGGUUGCGGCGCUGAAGAGGAAGAGGAGGAGGGAGAAGGAGGCGAGGAGGGCGUCGGGGCGCCGCCUGCAGCUGUCCGGAAGCUUCACCUCCUCCAUCAGCUACCAAUCAGAGCUCAGCGACUUCUCCGACUCCGCCCACUGGGGGUCCGGCCGAAGCCAGGGGGUGGAGACGGAUGUAGAGGGGGCGGACCCGGACACAGAGGGGGCGGACCCGGACACAGAGGGGGCGGAACCGGACAGCAUACCGUGGGCGAAGAGUCCGAGCGGCAUCAGGGCCGACGCUCCAACGCCGAGCACUAGAGGUGCAGCGAAGGGUCACAUGACUCCCAGCAGGCCCCGCCCCCCUUCCCUGACACCCAGUCUGAGCAACACGCCGACCAAUCAGAAGAGACCACGCCCAGACGACUACCUGAGGUCACUGACGGGGGAACAGGAGUUGUCGACACAAGUCGACAGUUUGUUCCCGGAGGUACUGACUCCACCCCUGGCAUCGCUGACCCCGCCCAUGGUGUCGCUGUCCCAGCCAGUCCGUCCCACUCUGAGGGCGGGGCCGUCCCAGGACUCCGCCCCCUGGUCCCAGCCCCAAACCCAUAGUGCACUGCGGCGGCUGGCGCUGGCCAUCCAACCAAAGAAGAAGAAAGCACGGAUGGGGUUCUGAUCCGACCGUCGCACGCAAGGGAUGAUGGGAAAUACCAGCGGACUGGGAAUGAUGGGAAAUACCAGCAGACUGUGGAUUAUUUUUGUAUUUUUUAAAACAUGUCUGACAGUCGGAUGAACGUUUAACUCUGAUCGUAUGAGGAUGAAUGACGGCUGACGGAGACGUGAAGACGGCGCUGACGGUAAGACCCUCCCCUGUGGCGUCCAUGUUUAACCCCUUCACUGCUCUGGUUGAUGAUGUCACGUGGUCAUGUGGUUCAGGUUUAGGGCUGUAAGAAAAUAGUGGUUUCGCAAUAUAUCGUGAUAUUUCAUAUCACGAUACCGUAUGGAUAUUUUCAGGUAUUUAUUCAAAUGCAGAUAUGGUGAAGGUUCAUUUUUUGUGUUUUCUUUAUAUUUUUGGGGAAUCCUGUGAGUCCUUUUAUUUAUAUGUUCAUAUUGGUAUUUUCCUCUGUCUGUAAACUAAAAAAGUAAUUCAUUAAAUUAAUGUUAAAACUGUAUUUUUAUCCAAAUCCUGUUUUGAGUUUUUUAUAGAGAAACAUGUAGUGAUAUAACAUUAGAUUCUGUUCUGAUUAAAUAAAAAUGUGUUUAGUAUUUGUGCAGAUUUCUGGUGUAAUUCAAUUCUUCUAGGAAAUAUUCAUUAAAAAAAAAGAAAUUAACAAAAAUUGCGUUUUUAACAGUAUCAUGAUAUAUUGUGAUAUAUCGUGUCGUGAUCCUAGUUUUGGGAUUUGUUUCGUAUUUCCAGAUUGUUGCUGAUGCACAGCCCUAGUUGUGUUUAGGGCUGUGUGUCAGCAAGAACCUGCAAAGUGUUAAAUAAUAAGAAAUAAGAUGGAAACAAAAAAGAAAAACAAAAAUGAACCUCCACAAUAUCUGCAUUUGAACAAGUACCUAAAAAUAUCGGUUCAGUACUUUUUAAUAUCGAUACAGUAUCGUGAAAUGGAAUAUCGUGCUAUAUUGCAGAACCGCUGUUUUCUAACACCCCUGUUCGUGUUCGCUCGGCGGCGGCUCCGCCUCAGUGUCACUGUGAGCUCUGGUAGGCGGAGUCUCAGGUGAACCUCAGGGGUCUGUCCUGGUGCGUCGACUGCUUCAGGCUUUGAUGGAGGACGUGUUCGUUUUAGGAGGAUUCGGGCUGUUUUCAGGUCCACUUUGGAUCCUGUAUGUGAGAACAGGUGUGUGUAGUUUAACCCUUCGGUCUCCGCCCACAGACGCAGCAGUAACGGCAAAAAGAUUCAACUUUUUAUUAUUUUGUAUUUCAUCAACUAGAGAAAAACAAACAUACUAAAUACUCAGUAACUGUCAUAUUCUUAACCCUUUAAACGUCAUGUUGUAACUUUGUAAACAAAUUUUAUUUUUGAUGA